AUGGGCGGAGGAUCGAGGGGGACAGCGGGGGGGAGCACCUUCUCCUCUCGAGACUCGCCACGGGGCAAUAGCAGCAGCAGCGCCAACGGCGGCGGUAGCACGCCGCGCGGGAGCGGGAACAGUGGCAUGGGGGCGUGGGGGUCGGGGAGGCUGGAGCGCAGCGCGCCGGCCUUCUCCGCGUCGAAGCAACAACACGGCGGCGGCGGCGGCAGCGUUCCGCAGCAGCAGCACUCGGCCGUAGCACCGGGCAGCGAUGGCUACAAGAUGGCGUGCCGGGACCGAUGGAUGAACGUGACGAAGACCAUGAUGGGCGAGAGGGCGGAGAUAACGACCACCAGCGGCUGCGUGUACGAGGGGGUGUUUCACGUGCUCACGCCGGGGGAAGAACCCCGGCCAGGCGCCAAGCGCGGCAUGUACCGGGUGAUCAUGCGCGCGGCCAAGGUACAGGGUGCCACCGACCAAUCAAACGGCGGGCAGUCGAAGAUCGACAGCCGAGGGGGAACGCUGAUGCUGUCCGGCGACGACAUCGUGUCGAUCGCUGUCAAGCGGUUCCCCAUGCAGCACUCGGCGCAGAGGCCGAAGGGGCUGGGGACGGACUCGGACAUCGGGGGCAGGGCGGGCGGGGGGAGUCAGCUGGGGGUGGAGAGGAAGCUCCAAGCGGUGGACACCUCGUGGGUAGAAAGCUCUAGCAACAUGUCCAUCCCGCAGUCUGGAGGAGGCGGUGCCGGGAAGUGGGACCAGUUCGCCGCAAACGAAAAGUGCGGUGAAGUUUCGGCGAUGUGUGGGCUUUUCAACGUGACGAGCACCUUCGACGAGAACCUGUACACCACGCCGCUUGACACCGGGUCGCUGUCGAGGGCGCAGAUGGCGCACGCCGAGCGGAUGGCCGCCGAGAUAGAGGGCAAGACCAGCGGCAAUAUUCACAUGCGAGAAGAGCGCAACAUGCUGACGGAGCAAGACAAGGCCAUGGGAGAGGAGGAGCGGUUCAGCGGCGUCCUCGGCACCGGGGGCAUGGCGUCCCACCAACGCCGAUCCACCGGAAACAACAAUAGCAGCAACAACAACGGUAGCCACCACCGCCACAGCCACGGGCACCACAACAGCCACGGCGGGGGUGGCCGAGAUCCCGGGCCUUCCGCCCCCCGCUACACCCCCGCUCGCGGGUCGACGCCUCCGCCCAAGGGCGAAAACGGUCCGAGUGCGGCCGCUCCGGCGGCGGCAGCGGCCACCGCUACCGCCGCCACCACUCCGACCGCUGCUGCGGGGCGACCGCCUGCCGCUGCCAAGCCCAGGACUACCCCCGUGCCGCCCUCUCCGAAGGCGGCGCCGGUGGCGGCAGCAGCCGCGACGCCGCAGCCCUCGCCAGUAGCUACAAGAGCGGCAGGCGGCGGCAGCGGUUCUCCUCGUGCCGCGACGACGACUGGCAGCAGCAGCGGCGGCAGCGGGUCUGUCUUGAGGGUUUCCAGUAACGCGCCGGCGUUCGUCCCCGCGUCGGCCAAGGCGGCCAUGGCGGCGGCGAAGCCGCCGCUGCCUUCUCCGUCCUCCUCCGCCGGGGGCGGCGGCGGCGGCAGCGGCGGGAGCGCCGCGGCGGACGCGGCGGCGGAGAAGAAGAAAUCGGCCUUGCGAGCCAGCGCGAAGGAGUGGAAGCCGAACCCGACGGCCAAGGAGUGGAAGCCUCCGGGGGGAGCGCCGGCGGCGGCCGCUCCCGUGGCUGCUGCCUCCGCGUCCCCGGUUGUCGUUGCCGCGGCGGCGGUGUCCACGCCGCAGGUGAUGACGCCUACUGCGGUUAGCAUCGCGAGCCCGUCGCCCCGAGGGCCCGGGGGGGGGGGGUUCGGGACCGGAGGCAGGGGCGCCAUGUCCGGUGGAUCGUUGGUGGGUGUGCUGUGCUGGCUCCGUUAG
Molecule: messenger RNA, 1899 nt
Organism: Ectocarpus siliculosus
Lineage: Eukaryota; Phaeophyceae; Ectocarpales; Ectocarpaceae
Source: the annotation of a GenBank genome assembly